Eurytemora carolleeae is the source of this 262-nucleotide messenger RNA. RefSeq names its product HAUS augmin-like complex subunit 6. The record is from RefSeq and is a predicted model, not a curated record. Gene Ontology annotation, cellular component: HAUS complex; mitotic spindle microtubule. Gene Ontology annotation, molecular function: microtubule binding. Gene Ontology annotation, biological process: spindle assembly. Lineage: Eukaryota; Metazoa; Arthropoda; Copepoda; Calanoida; Temoridae.
UAGAAUUUGAUUUUUUAUAUUUCAGAUCGAUCACAACAUGUCAUCUCUUCGUGCUGGUAAUUCUGGAGAUGAAACCAUUUUCUACACGAACUUGAAGUUAUUAGGGUUUGAAGAAAAGGAGAUUACUCUGAAACCAGAUAUGUUUGAGUAUUCAAAUCCGAAAGGAUUUCAACAGGUGACCCACUUCCUAUUAUCUCUAUUAAACCUUGAGAGGAGUAAAUCUGAGUUUAGAGACUGCUGGCCUCCUCUAGACAAGAAACAG